Molecule: messenger RNA, 714 nt
Organism: Chenopodium quinoa (quinoa)
Lineage: Eukaryota; Viridiplantae; Streptophyta; Magnoliopsida; Caryophyllales; Amaranthaceae
Product: N66 matrix protein-like
Exons: 1
Coding region: 1-714 (237 amino acids)
Source: RefSeq, a predicted model, not a curated record
AUGACACUAAUCAAGGCUAAGCUAAAGAGUGCCUCUUCAAAUGCAACAAGUCUUCCUUCCCACAUUAAGGGGAGAGUUACAUCUUCUAACUCUACUCCUCCUUCUACUUCAAGUAAUAUGCCAAGUGGAUGUGUAUUUUGUGAUGUUUGUGGGUCAUAUGACCAUGAUACUUCUAGUUGUCCACAUGCAUUUGAGAAUUGUGAUGAUGUUGAAAACAAUGAUUGUGAACAAGUGAAUUUUGUUUCUAACAAUAACAAUGGACAAAGAUUUGAAAGUCCAAGGAAUUUUGGGACUAGGAAUGCUCACCAACAAGGGAGUUUUGAUAACUACAACAGUGGUGGUUAUUGGAACCAAGGAAAUCAAGGUUUCGGAGGUAACUAUAACAAUCAAGGUUAUAGUAAUCAAAACCAAGGCCAAGGGUAUGGAAAUCAAGGCCAAUCUCAAGGCUUUGGUGGCCAACACCAAAAUUAUGGCAACAAUCAAGGCCGAGGUAAUUCGAACAAUCAAAAUAGGGGCAAUUUUCAAAACAACAAUCAAAGGGGACCCCCACCUGGAUUUUCUCCAAGACCUCAAGGCAAUGGUGAUAAUUCCUAUGCUCAACCCCCAUAUUCUAGAACUAACUUGGAGGAGAUCAUUGAAACCCAAACAAAUAUAUUAAGCACUUACAUGGCGGUGAGUGACAAGAAGUUUAAUGAGAUGAUGACACACAACUAA